Molecule: messenger RNA, 1133 nt
Organism: Neltuma alba
Lineage: Eukaryota; Viridiplantae; Streptophyta; Magnoliopsida; Fabales; Fabaceae
Product: putative receptor like protein 25
Exons: 2
Coding region: 243-959 (238 amino acids)
Molecular function (GO): protein binding
Source: RefSeq, a predicted model, not a curated record
CAGAUGAAUAAUUUUGUUGAAUCUAUACCGGACAAUUUUUCUAGAAGCAAUUAUUUGGAAUCUUUGCAUUUGAACAACAAUCAAUUUGAGGGACGGUUGCCUUUGUCUUUGACCCAUUGUAAGCAAUUACAACUUUUAGAUGUGGGAGCAAACAAGAUCAACGACAAAUUUCCUGAUUGGCUUGAAGGCUUACCAGAGCUACAGGAUCUUUGCCAAUAACAUACAUCAAGGAAUUUAAAGGAAUGAUGAAUGUUGACUUUGUUUCAACCACACUAGAUUACUUGGAAAUCCGUAAUGCAUCUUAUCAGUAUCAAGAAUCAGUGAUGGUCACAUUGAAAGGUGUUGAUUUGGAGUUGGUAAAGAUCAUAACUACAUUCACAUCCAUUGAUUUGUCAAAAAACAUGAUUGAUGGAGAGAUUCCACAUGUUAUUGGUGAGCUGCAUUCACUUAAGGGGCUUAAUCUCUCCCACAACAAAAUCACUGGUCCGAUUCCUCAAUCCAUUGCAAACUUGACAAACCUAGAAUCGUUGGAUUUAUCAUCAAACUUGCUUAAAGGUGAGAUUCCUCUUGCACUAGCAGAUCUCAACUUUCUUGAAGUUUUGAAUCUUUCACAAAAUCAACUUGUCGGAGAAAUACCAAGAGGUAAGCAGUUUGCUACAUUUUCACAACAUUCUUUUGAGGGAAAUUUAGGACUGUGUGGAUUUCAAUUGUCAAAAGCAUGUAAUCAUGAUGAAGGGAAAUUACCACAACCAACUUCGUCAAGUAAUGACAAAUUUGGAUUUGGUUGGAAACCAGUGGCUUUCGGAUAUGGAUGUGGGAUGGUGUUUGGAAUAUUCAUGGGUCAAGUUAUUUUCUUAACCGGAAAACCUAAAGGGCUUGUCAGAAUUUUUCAAGCCAGGCCUAAGAAACAAGCAAAAAGGACAAGGAAAAGAGCCCAUCAGAAUCAAAGAGUGAAUUAGGCACAAAAUGUGGCUUCGUGUGAUAUAUUGUGUCAUCUUUUUUUCCAUGUUUCCACUAUGGUUAUUAUUUCAUGUUUCUUAAAUGUCUUGUCAGUGAUUGGAAUGUAAUGUACUGUAUAUUUUAAUGAUUGUCUUUCCCUUUUGUUUUAAUGAAUUUCAAGUGAUUUGCCUUCA